Molecule: messenger RNA, 735 nt
Organism: Hibiscus syriacus
Lineage: Eukaryota; Viridiplantae; Streptophyta; Magnoliopsida; Malvales; Malvaceae
Exons: 2
Coding region: 1-615 (204 amino acids)
Source: RefSeq, a predicted model, not a curated record
AUGAGUUUUGCUUGUGUGAAAAGAAAAGAUAAUUUCAAAACAGUAGAACAAUUUCAUUUUAAAUUAGAUUUUCUCAUCCUUUCAUUCUUCAUCACCACCAACGCAAACCCCUUGAGAUUCCUUCAUUUCCUCACAAUCUUUUCCUUGAUAUCAUCCUUUCAUUCUUCUUUUUCUUCUUCUUCUUCUUCUUCGUCGUCAUCGUCGCCUUCGAUCCACGAUCUCCUCGUCUCGAGAGGCCUACCAAAAGGUUUACUCCCAAAGGAAGUGAAAUCCUACACGCUGUCCGACAAUGGAACCCUCCAAGUUUUCCUCGACGAACCGUGCCUGACCAAGUACGAGAAUAGGGUUUUCUUCAACACUGUGGUGACGGCUAACCUUAGCUAUGACAGUCUCAUUGGUGUGGUCGGUUUAAGCCAAGAAGAACUCUUCCUUUGGUUGCCUGUUAAAGACAUCAUCGUUGAUAGCCCUAAAUUGGGUCUUAUUUUGUUUGACAUUGCUGUCGCAUAUAAACAGCUCUCUUUGUCUCUUUUCGAAGAACCUCCUCACUGUAAACCUCAAGGUACAUCAAUGGCUUUGAUUAAAUUGAUUCCAACAAUAAUGUUUAGUCUGGUUUGAUUAAGUUUAGUUUGCAUCAGAAUGUAGUACAAAAUAGUUUGAUGUUUGAUUUGUGUAGUCUGCGAACUAAAACACUCGAACCAGCGACAAAGUUAAGUUUUGUCCUGGGGCACUACCCCC